Messenger RNA from Eupeodes corollae, 1048 nucleotides. RefSeq lists its product as uncharacterized. The record is from RefSeq and is a predicted model, not a curated record. The coding region runs from base 65 to 904 and encodes 279 amino acids. Lineage: Eukaryota; Metazoa; Arthropoda; Insecta; Diptera; Syrphidae. Gene Ontology annotation, molecular function: acyltransferase activity, transferring groups other than amino-acyl groups. The transcript is spliced from 3 exons.
AUUAGCUUUGCUCGUGCUCAGUGGCAGUUGUAUUGUCAUAUUUAAUUUUAUUAUUGUUUAAAAAAUGGAAAAGAAUACUCUUGUAGAAAUUCCUUUCGAAGAUUGGCCAAAACUUCGUGAUCUCUAUGUCAAUCGAAAUUUGGAAUCGAAUUCUUUUAGUAUGCUCCGAAAUAUCAUCAAUUGGCUAAACAAAGAUCCAUCUCUUGAGAAAUCAAUGAAAAUUUACUCACUAAACGGCGAUUGGAGUGAUGGAACUUUCAUACUUCAAGAUCAUAAAUUGUACGUUAUGAUGAACACUCUUGAAGAAUCUCAAGAACGUCUUCUUGCAGCUUUACACUGUCUCGAUAAAAAAGACCCUCUAGUAUUAUCUGGCUGUCCCUUAAGAAUUACAAAAAGCGUAGAAAAAUAUUUAGCCGACUUAGGAGUUCCAAAAGAAUCCAUUCAAUUUUCAAAAACUAUUUGGCAUCAUAUCGAACUUAAACAAGCUUUGGAAUAUAAUAUUGAUCCACCUCAAGGCAUAAUUCUAUCAGCUCUUCGAAAAGAAGAUAUUGAUACUAUCAACAGUCAUUGGCCUCAUCGUCAUCCUGGAUCGGAGCUAUUUGUUGGUCGAUUAGUGAAUUUGAGUCAAAAUAUUGGUGCAUUCGAUGAGAGUGGGAAAUUGAUUGCUUGGUGCUUACUACUGCCCAUUGGAGCCUUGGGAUUAUUACAAGUUCGAGAUGAAUACAAGCGAAAGGGAUUUGGAAGCCUUAUGGUCAAAGCUAUGGCCAAAAUGCAAGCUGAAAAAGGAAUGGAAACAAUUGCACCGGUUGUUGAAGAAAAUAGUGCAUCGCGAGCAAUGUUCAGAAGCUUAGGUUUUCAAGAAAUCGAUGCAGUAUUUUGGUAUACCAAACCGGAAAUUGCAUAAAGAAUAUACAAAAAUAUGGACUUGUGCAUAGUUUGUUGUUAAUUUUGCUGGUUGCUAGAAAAGUAUUUUAAGAAAUGUGAUGAAAAUCUUUUUGUGAUUUUUUUAAAGAUAUUAAAACAAUUGUUUAUGUCAUGUCCAACUGAA